UCAGCCUCACCUGGCUGCAUGCACCCCCGGGUGCGCCAGUGCGCACACAGAUGGGCUUGUGCAGUCUGCUGUUUCUGGGGGAGACAUGAGCACCGCAGGAGCCGGUCCUGGCCUCAGCCUGGACAGCGGUAGGCUGUGGCACUGGAGAGCCAUGCAAAGGAGCAGAGCUCUUGUCCGAACCUACCUCAAGUCCAACUCUGUGCUCGCACUGCCUCAGCCCAAUGGAACACGACAAAGGGACAGUGUCCGACUGCCUUCCCUAGCUGCCUUUAAAGCCUCGCACAGGCAGACAACCACGACUCCACUCAGCAUUAGCGAGCCCUCCCUCUUCACCCCGGGAGAACGAGCCGUGUUCGAGGGUUUUUCCCCUAACCGCCGCCCUCUGCGGAAACGACCACUGCCUCUCUGCAAGUCCUGUGACACAAUAGUAGGAAAGAACCUGAACCAGAGCAACAGACCAGUGUACAGCCACUUCUCCUACCCCAUCAGACCCAACCCAAAGCUGGGGAAGCCCAGAUCACAAAGUCUGACCCUGGCCAAGGAGCAAGGCGAGCUCCGUCCUCCGGUGAUGCAGCACUGCCAGUCGUCACACUGGGAGGGUCUAACAGUGAGAGGAAAGCCCUGCCUGAGCCUCCCCAGCCAAUCUUCGCCUCCCGCCGCUUCUAUGCCAGCACGCACACAGCUUCACGUAUUCUUGCCCACGGAAGGAGUUGAAGGGAGGGAGGAGGGGGACAGUGAAUCUGUGGAUGAAGGGUUUAUGGACGAGCUGGAUAGUAAGAUCACUUCCCUAAAACUCCAGCAGGGGAAGGCCAAGAUUCACACACACCCUGAUAAGGUCCCUGGAAAAAUAAAGUGACUUUCCACAACCCACUGAGCAAGUUGACUGGGUUUCACGUUUUAGGAACAACAGGUCUUAAAUGAUGACUGCUCAGUUAUCUGUAGGUUUAAAAGGCUCCAACGUAUUGUGAUGGGAACACUAGUCCUUUUUUUGUGAAAUGUGUCAGCUCAGAAUAGAGGGAUUCUAAAAAUGCAUGAAGCCCUCCACUGGUAUUUUGUCACAGAAGAAUAAAUAAAUCCAACAACUUCUACAUUUUUUUAUGUGCAGUACCUGUAAAUACUUGUUAGUUAUGCAUAUUCCUUCAAUGAAUCUAUUGUAUUAGAAUAUUAAAAGGUACAAUAUGUAAGGUUUCAUGUUGUUCAAUAGCAGUUUCAAUACAUGAUAUAUGCAGUUGUUCUUGGGGAAUAUUACAGUGCCUAUAGAAAGUCUACACUUCAUUGAACUUGCUUUUUGCUACAUUAAAAUUCAAUCUAAAAGGGGAUUUAAUUCAAUGUUUUUACCACAGAGCAAAACAACAUACUCCACAUUUUCAAAGUGAAAGCAAUUUGUAGAAAAAAAACUGUAAAGAUCAAAAUAAAUAUUAAUGGAAAAGGAAAUAUGUUAGAGGAAAACCUGCCUCAACCUAACCAUGCGAUAUAGUUUUAUUUUUCAGCGAGACAAUUGCAAAAUUUCAAUGCCAAACACACACCAGAAUGGCUUUCCUAGAGGUGUUGAGUGGUCUAGUCUCAGUCCUGACUUAAAUUUGCUUGAUAAUCAGAGACAAGGUUUGAAUAUUGUUGUCCAUCAAUGAUUCCCAACUAAAUUGAAUGAACUUGAGCAAUUUUGACAAACAUUUUCAAAAUGUAAACAGGUUUUUGGAAAUGUAUUUACAGGAAAUGAAUAGAGGGAAAUAGUCCUAUAAUUCAUAUAACUACAACCUAAAACUUCUUACCUGGGAAUAUUUAAGACUCAUGUUAAAAGGAACCACCAGCUUUCAUAUGUUCUCAUGUUCUGAGCAAGGAACUUAAACGUUAGCUUUCUUACAUAGCACAUAUUGCACUUUUACUUUCUUCUCCAACACUUUGUUUUUGCAUUAUUUAAACCAAA
Messenger RNA from Oncorhynchus nerka (sockeye salmon), 1924 nucleotides. RefSeq lists its product as uncharacterized. Bases 86 to 856 code for a protein of 256 amino acids. NCBI's taxonomy places the organism in Eukaryota, Metazoa, Chordata, Actinopteri, Salmoniformes, Salmonidae. The transcript has 2 exons. The record is from RefSeq and is a predicted model, not a curated record.